This is a messenger RNA of Gastrolobium bilobum, 1761 nucleotides long. Its product is annotated as probable glycosyltransferase At5g25310. The transcript is spliced from 6 exons. The record is from RefSeq and is a predicted model, not a curated record. Lineage: Eukaryota; Viridiplantae; Streptophyta; Magnoliopsida; Fabales; Fabaceae. Gene Ontology annotation, molecular function: glycosyltransferase activity. The coding region runs from base 1 to 1761 and encodes 586 amino acids.
AUGGGUCAAGAAUUUUGGUCCUUGUUUCAGCUGGAAACAAAGAAAUUGCUAUGGUUUAUUGGCACUACUUUUGCAGUGAUCAUAGCUUUUCAGUAUCUUGAGCUUCCAUAUGGUAAUGUUGUACUCCCUUUAUUCUCUGCUGGCAAGAUACCAACAUCAGGAAGUAGUAUCUUGCAAGCUACAGAUCCGCUGUCUGAGUCCGAAAUUGUUAACAAUGUGACAAUUCUCAAUGGAGCAAACUCUAUUGGUGAAAAUGCACUUGAGAUAGCUAAUAAAACUAGGAUGCCUGGGGAAAAGGACACUACUCCAAGAACUGGUUUUGUCUUGGAACCAGAAAGUCCACAAAACAAAUCUCUAGGAUAUGAUGAUUCAUAUGCAUAUUCUCCUUCGCCUUCUCCCGAAAAAGCACCAUCAUAUUUAACUCCACCUUUCAGUCCUACAACAAAUGUGACCCCAAAUGUCACAACUGCAUUGUUAUCAAAUGAUUCCAAAAUAUCUUCACUUCAGAAAGACAACAUAACUAAUUCCAUCAAGGAAGAGAGUUUCAGGCCAUCACAAAAUGAUGGCAAUAUACUGGGCAAGAAUUCCUCCAUCAACACUGUCCCUAAGGAGAAUCAAGAUUCUCAUAUACCAAUUCCAGAAGUAACAUCUAUAUCUGAAAUGAGCAAGUUAUUGCUUCAAAGCCAUGCUUCAUAUCGCUCUAUGAGGCCAAGGUGGUUUUCAGCUGUUGAUCAAGAGCUACUACAGGCCAGAUCAGAGAUUGAAAAUGCACCUAUUGUAAAGAAUGAUCCAAAUCUUUAUGCUCCUCUUUAUCAAAAUGUUUCCAUGUUCAAGAGGAGCUAUGAGUUAAUGGAAAAGACUCUCAAAGUCUUUGUAUACAGAGAAGGAGCUAGACCCAUACUGCAUUCACCAUUUCUCACAGGAAUUUAUGCUUCUGAGGGAUGGUUCAUGAAGCUGAUGGAAGCUAACAAAAGAUUUGUAACUAAAGACCCAAAGAAAGCACACUUGUUUUACUUACCUUUCAGUUCUCGAAUGCUAGAGGAAACCUUGUAUAUACAGGGAUCACAUAGUCAUAAGAACCUGAUUCAGUAUCUUGAUAAUUAUGUAGACAUGAUUGCAGGGAAACACCCUUUCUGGAAUAGAACUGAAGGUGCUGAUCAUUUUCUUGUAGCUUGCCAUGACUGGGCACCAGCAGAAACAAAGGUGCACAUGGCUAAGUGCAUAAAAGCCCUUUGCAAUGCUGAUGUAAAAGAAGGCUUUGUCUUUGGGAAGGAUGCAUCUCUUCCUGAAACGUAUGUCCGCAAUGCUCAAAAUCCCACUAGGGAACUUGGUGGGAAUCCAGCUUCCAAGAAAACAACUCUGGCCUUUUUUGCAGGGAAAAUGCAUGGUUAUGUUAGGCCAAUUUUGUUGCAGCACUGGGAAAAUAAAGAUCCUGAGAUGAAGAUCUUUGGGAAAAUGCCUAAGUCUAAGGGAAAUAAGGAUUACAUCCAGUACAUGAAGAGCAGCAAGUACUGUAUUUGUGCAAAAGGUUAUGAAGUGAACAGUCCAAGAGUUGUGGAAGCCAUUUUCUAUGAAUGUGUUCCAGUUAUUAUAUCUGACAAUUUUGUACCACCCUUUUUUGAGGUUUUGAAUUGGGAGUCCUUUGCUGUAAUUGUACAGCAGCAUUUCCUUUGGCACAAGGACCCUGUCAAGUAUGAUAUAUUUCACAUGAUACUUCAUUCUAUUUGGUACAACAGAGUCUUCUCUGCACCAGCUACAUAA